Messenger RNA from Hymenoscyphus albidus, 446 nucleotides. NCBI's taxonomy places the organism in Eukaryota, Fungi, Ascomycota, Leotiomycetes, Helotiales, Helotiaceae. The record is from the annotation of a GenBank genome assembly.
AUGGAACAAUUACCGCGCGAAUCUAAUUUCUUAUGUGGUGCCACCAGAGAUCAUUGCUUAGUAGGCGGUACACCCCAAGGUAAAGCAACGGUUUCGUCGCCGUCUGGUGGGUUCAAUAAUUCGGAUCUGGCGUCUUAUUUCUCGCGGACGGCUUCGAUUCCGCUGAGAGCGCCGACACCAGGACGUGUUAUGCCAUCAUCUACAUCUAGUGGAAAGACGCCGAGGAAGCUAUCAACUGGUGCCAUUGCCGGAAUAGCAGUUGCCGGUGCCGUUGUAUUAUUUGCCCUGGUAAUAGGUAUCUUUCUGCUCUGCUCAAAACGAUAUCGUAGCCCCCCAGAUACUCCUCCCAAAUUUCUGGCUCCCCAACAGCUUCCUAGCCACUCUCCGAGCGAGGUCUCUCCAUUUUCGCAGUCGUUUUCGAUGGCCCCGCAACAGGCUCCUGCUGA